Messenger RNA from Saccostrea cuccullata (small rock oyster), 638 nucleotides. RefSeq lists its product as uncharacterized. The transcript is spliced from 5 exons. NCBI's taxonomy places the organism in Eukaryota, Metazoa, Mollusca, Bivalvia, Ostreida, Ostreidae. The record is from RefSeq and is a predicted model, not a curated record. The coding region runs from base 11 to 493 and encodes 160 amino acids.
CCAGGAAAAUAUGGGAUUCAAUGCUCCAAAACGUGUAGCGGACACUGUUUGGGAGAUGCCUACUGUAAUGUUACGACAGGGGACUGUGAUUACGGAUGUGAUGCUGGAUUUUACGGCAAAAAAUGCGAUCAAGGUUGCCACAGUGGACGCUUUGGGGAAAAUUGUGAGCAAGUGUGUAGUGGCAAUUGCUUUAAUAAUGAAACUUGUGAUAUUGAAAAUGGAAUUUGUUUCCAUGGAUGCAAAGCAGGUUUUCGAGGAACCUUGUGCCAUGAAAAGUGUACAGAGGGAACGUAUGGUGAUUGUACACAGAUCUGUAGCGGUCAUUGUCGUAAUAAUGAAACUUGUAACUUUGUUGAUGGUCAAUGUAAGAAUGGAUGUACUCCUGGGUAUCAGGGAUCGAAAUGUGAACAACUAUGUAACCCUGGGUAUUAUGGUCACAAUUGCGGCAAGAAUUGUUCUAAGAAUUGUGAUGAGUCGAUAUGCAACCAUAUAGAUGGGUAUUGUAAAUGCAAAACGGGAGUGAGAAGGAAAGACUGUUUGACAGGGGUAUCAAAUGCAAAUUUACAAAUUCUGGAUCUAUCGGCAACAUUUUUCACCGGACUGUUCUCACUGUGGUCACAGUUAUGAUCAAAUGGUAC